AUGAGUCGACUCGACUCCGCUGCUGUGUUAGUUGAAUAUGACUCUCUUGCCGAACUCCAAAUCCACGUUGACCAUUUAUUUUCUUUUUCACUUGUCAUAGAUCUUUAUCUCAUCACGUUCUUAUUUUUCGAGUUGACUCAAAUUUUUCCUUCAUUUUUGUUUAAACGUGUAUUUUUAAGUUAUUUUUGCGCUUCACUUAUUCCCUCUAGUGACCACUCUGCUGUUGGCACUUUGAAAAAAGCUUGAAAACCUGAAAAUCAGUGCAAGGGCCAUUGAUAAAGCUUACAGUCUCUUUUUUCAAAUUUCGAGGAAAUUGCGCCCCGCUGCACUCGGCUCUGUGGGUUUACAAAAACUUCCUUUUGUUUUUUCUGCUUUUCAAAAGUUUCUUGUAAUUUUCUUACUUCACAAAGAUUAUAAGUUAAAAAGUUAUUUUAAAAUGUAAGAGGAUUUUUCCCUCUGUAUAAAAAAAUGUAUUUAUUAAAGGUUCUAUGUUUUUCUAUAAAAAUCGUUUUCAAGGGUUUUUUUCCUUUCAUAUCGUAGUUUGAGAGUUUUUUUAAAUUCCAUUUUUAAAAUUAUCUCCUUAAAUGUUACAUUUUUCUUGAUUUUCAAUCUACUAUCUUUUUUAUCACUCUUAUAUCGAUAUACUCGUUUACCUCGAUUCUUUUUCAAAAAUAAAAAAAGUUAUACUUUUUAGAAUGACCGAUCAAAAUACCCAUAACACUUUGUAAAUUGUGUCGACGGCAAAUUUCUGGAGAAGACGUCGAAAAAUGUUACAACUGCUGAGGAGGCUUUCCAAUGCGUUUUGUGCUUCGGGAUUUUGGAUCCGGAUUUUAUUGCUGAGGUGAAGGAAUCGCUCAGCAUUUCAUUUUGUUACUUUUUUUGAGGCAAAAUGGCUUCAAAAAAACAUGGAAAUUAACUUUGUUUCAAUUUUUCUACAAAGGAUAUUUGAACCAAGUGUAGAAAAAAAUUGUAUAGAAAUUUCGAAAAAUUACUAAUUUACAAAAAUAUUUUCUGAUGAUUUUCACUGUUGAAAGAUUUUUUUGGUGACUUUUGAAAGCAAAGAUGGCUUUUUUUCUUGUGACUGAUUUUAAAAUUCCGAGAGCAUUUUUAUCAAUAAUUUGAACAGUCCGUGGUAGUAAUUAUUGUCAGGAUUAUAAGGUUAGGAGCGGAUUUUUGAGGAUUUUCAGCUUUUUGAGCGUUUUUUAAUGGUUUUCACUGUUGCAGGCCUUGUUUUCGAGAUUUUUUUGAACCAUUCUAGAGAUUUUUAAAAAUCAUAGCAAGAAUAAUAGGAAAGUAAUAUCACAACCUUGAUAAAUUUCAUUUUCUAAGCCUUUUUCAGUUAUUGCUACUUCUAAAUGACACAAAUUCAACAUUCAGGUUUCAGCGAGCGUCGCGGAAUCUUUGGAAAAGAUGCCCUACGAUGCAAAUACAUUCAUAUUGGCGCUGAACCUUCCAACCUCCCAAACUCUUCGAGAAUCUUUGAUCUCGAAAUUAAGAACGGAUUUCCGCGGGAUUUUGAUCCAAGUGCCCUUUAAAGUGCGCAAUGUAGACGCCUACAUUAAGAAAAAUUGGCGAGGUUCGUUUUGGAAUCUUUUUGAUUAAACUUUUUUUGAUAUUGUAAAUAUAAUAUUUUCCGUGUUUUAGAGGCUAGCAAGUGAAAAAUUUGUGAUGUUUCCUUGAAAUUUUCACCAAAAAAAGGAAAAAAAUCCAUGCGAAAAAUUAGAAAAAAAGGAUUUUUUUCUGUUGAUAUCAAUGCAUUCAAAAAAAUUAAUUAAUUUUUUUAAUUUUUUUGUUAUUUUUUUAGGUGAAAUAUUUAAGAAUCAACUUUGAAAGUUCUGAAUUUUAGGGUUGAGUGAGAAUUUCAAGGGUAGAAGAAAAAUUAAAAAAACAGGAUUUAUUUAAAAAUUUUUUUGGGACUGGAAAAAUAAUGAGAAAAAGCUUGAAUGAUUGGGAAAAAUUGAAGGAAUAUUGAGAUUUUUUUAUAUUUUUUUAUUAAGAGGUUAUUAUCACCAUAAAAUUUUCCAUUAUCAAUUAUCUCAUUAAAAAAAUUGAAAAAUAGUAGGUAACAAUUUUUUUUGUCGCAAAAAUCCAUGAAUUUUAAUCAUUUUUUUAUAGAUUCGUAAUGUUUCCAAGAUUUAGAAAAUUCAAAAAAACAGAAUUUAGAAAAAUUUUUUUCAACUGAUUUUUUUCCAUAUUCCUUAGUUAUAUUAAAUAAUAACAAAAAUUUAAAAAAAUGAUUUUUUUCGAUAUUUCAGGCCUCGAGCAAACGCCCAACACUCUGCUCGGACCUCCAGUUGAUGAUCACCUUCGAAAACGACGAGUUCAACGAGUCGGACUAUGAUUUCCUGAAGGCCAACUUCCCGGGCAACUUCCAAGAGCGGAAAAAAAGAAGAUUUGGCGAAGAUUCUGGGCCCAGCUCUUCCGAAUGCUCCAAACAGCAGCUCCAACAAGUUUUGAACAGGAUUUCGCCUGAAAUUGCGAGGUAAAAAUGUAUUUUUGAUUUUUUAAUGAGUAAUUAGGGCUCAAAAAUGUAACUUUUCCAUGAAUUUCCUUCUUUUUUUUUUUGUUUUUUACUGUUCUAGUUACUUGAAGUUUUGAUAGGAUUGUUAAAAGGUAGGUUGAAAAUGUACUUUUUGCUUUUUGAUGAGUAUUUAGGGGUUCAUGUGAAUGUUUUGAAAAAUACAAUUUCUUGCGAAAAAUCCAUUUUUUUGUUAUGAACGAAAGAUAUUUCAAAUAUUUCAUCGUUUUUUUAAGGUUUUUGAUAGGAUUUUUUUCCUGGAAUUUCCAGGUUAAACAUUAUUUUCAAUUUUUUUCGAAGGAAUAAUGUGGGAUCAGCAACUACUUAUGAAGAUGUGGCUUUAAGUAAAUUUAAUUAAACAGAAAAAAAUUUAAUUUUUUUCCAUAGAUUUCUUUCUUUUUUUCUUGCUAGAUUUUUUUGAACUGAGGAUAUUUUAAUAACUUUCCGGUUAUUCAAAGUUUUUUUUAAUGGAGUUGCCUUGAAAUGGCUAGGUAAAAACUAUAUUUUUUUCCUUUAUAGAGAAUAUUUUGGGUUCAGUAACUCUUCAAUAUAAAUUUAAUAGUCGAAAAAUCGGAUUUUAACAGGGAAAAAAAUCUAACUUUUUUUAGACAAAUUUAUUUUUAUUUUGCCAAUUUUUUUGAUUUGUGAACGAUUUUUCAAAACUUAUCUUGUUUCUCGAAUUUCUUGAUACGGCUUUUUCCUGAUACUGCUGGGUAAAAAGUUUUUGACUUUUUUUAGAAAAAAAUUUUAAGGCUCUAAAGCUAUUUAUGAAGAAGUCCCUUGUUGAAAAAUUGUAUUUCACCAGAAAAAAAUCUAACUUUUUUUCAUGAAUCUUACUGUUUUCUCGCUGUAUUUUUUUGAAGUAAAGAUUUUUUUGCAAAAAUCAGAUUUUUUUAUGAUUUUUGUGCAAAAAAAUUGACGAAUUUCCGUAGAAACCUUAAAAAAAUCAGAGAUAAAUAUUUAUAAACGGUCGAAAAAAACUCGCUGGUUUUUUUCCAGAAAAUACUCGUACAAGUCGCCCACCAAGAAGUGUACCUACAAAUUGGAAUUCGAAAGAGAUCCGAUUUAUAUUGCUGGCCGUUAUUGUAAAUUCUCCCGUUCUUUGCCUCAGUCGCCGUGGAGCGAGGAGAAGGAUGCGCCGAGGGAACCAGGAAACUCGGUAAGAUUUCAGAUUAUUAUCAUGAAAAUGACAGAAAAAAAUACUUUGACGUUUUUUGAGAGAUAUCUUCCGGUCUUAGGUUGGGCGGGCCAGCCCGGGCUUUGUUGCAAAGAAGCCCGCGCGGGCUUAAGCCAGGCCAGGCUUUGAGUAGCGUUUUGAAAUUUCAUGAAGGUACACCAAAAAAAUAAAAUCUCACAAAAUGAAGCUGAAAGAUGUGCGCGGGCGGGCCGGCCCGACUUUUGGGUCCCAUUUUUUGCGAAGAUGCACGGUGUUGAGCCAGGCUAGGCUUUUUUAUUUUAUUUAUUUAUUUAUUUCACUCAAACACAAAAAUACAGAUACAGAAUAGAAAGUAUUUGAGUGAAGCGAAACCCGAUAUACAAACGCCCCAACGAGCGAUUUACCGGGAUGGGAUACACGUAUUGAAGAUUGAGAACAGAAGUUUCGGAUUUUUAUUUUUUUAGAGCAGUCUGUUGGGCACACUUGCGAGUAGUUCAUUGUUGUCGAGAGAGUCGAGAAAAAUUCCUGAAGCGGGAGGCUGAAGUGUUCAUGUCGAAUCUUGAGCACAGUCUGUUCCAAAUAGGAAUGACUGUACUGAAGAAACUGUUAAAACGAGGACCUGUCUGUAUGAGUCUCAUUGGAAAAACGAGGUGAAUCAGUUCUUCUGAAGAAAUUUUCUGCACUUGGAAAGUGGUAGGAGCCCAGGACUAAUUUUUUUGGAGAGUUAGUAGAGAAAUGAUUAUUCUCCUUCGGAAAGCAUGAACAGAGCCGAGUACACUUAGACGGUCAGAAUAUGAAUUAAAAACGAACAUUUCUUCUAAUAAACACCUCUCUGGUGAAGAAACGGAGAGGUUUUUCAAGUUGGGAGGAGAGGGCACUGGUUAGGGGUGGGUUAAAGACUUCACAGGCGUAUUCGAGGUAAGGACGUACAUAAAGAUUGAAGAGAAGCUUAUAUUGCGGUAAGCCGACAUGUGAAAAAGCCUUAAGAAGUUGACGAGAUUUCAACAUAGCAAUGUUGACAACAUGAUUAAUAUGAGAAUCGAAGGUGAGUCCUUUAUCAAUCAAAAGACCAAGGUCUCUAACCACACUUUCAGAUCUUAUAGGGUUUCCAUUUACUAGAUAAAUGUUCUCAGGAUUGUUUCUACCUAGGUGAAGGACGGUUGUUUUGUUGCCAGCCAAAGGCAGACCCCAUGUUUUGGACCAUUCCAAUAACUUGUUGAUAUUUUCUUGAAGUUCGAUAGAGUUAUUCGAAGAGAUUUUGAGAUCAUCCGCAAAAAGGUAGGAAGUCACAGAGCUGUCAAAAAUACUAGGAAGAUCAUUGAUGAAAAUUAAGAAAAGGAGGGGCCCCGUGACAGUUCCUUGAAGUACUCCAGAAACGACGUUAAAUUUUCUUUCGGAAAUAACUCCAUCUAUGAGGACACUGGAAGUGCGGUCAGAUAUGAAAUUUUUGAACCAUUUUAUCAUUGUUUCACUCAGACCGAAUGCUUUGAGUUUAGCCAAUAAGAGGUUGUGCGGAACAAAAUCGAAGGCUUUCAUGAAAUCAAAGUAAAUAACGUCAAUAAAGUUGCCUCUGCUGAUAGAAGAUUUCCAAUUUGCAAUGCUGUCUAGAAGGGCCAACAUGCAAGAUCUAUUAUUUAGAAAACCAAAUUGCUUCGAAAAGAAUUUUUGUAAAAUUCAUCAAAAAUUGUCAUUUUUAACACAAAGUAUUCACCAAAAAAUUAAAUUUUAUAACUUGAAGUUGAGCAGGAUCACGGGAUUUUCUGGGCGGGCGGUCUGGCCCGGGCUUUUAGACUCAUUUUUGCAAAGACGCGCGGGGUUGGGCUAGGCGAGGACUUCAAUAGAAUUUUCAAAAAUUUUACUGAAAAACUGUUAUUCUAACACAACGUUUCCAACAAAGAAUCAAAUUUUUCAACCCGAGGCCGAGCAGGAUUACGCGAUUUUCUGGGCGGGCGGCCUAGCCCGGGCUUUGGGUCCAUUUUUUCGAAAAAUAGUUUUUUGGAGCUUGUUGUCUUAUCAAAAUGUAUCUUGACCCACUUUAGUGCGGGAUUUUUCAAAAAGUUCGCCUGGGAAGCGCGAAAUGCGUGAAAUAGGACGGAAUCCUGGCCGUUCAAAAAAAUAUUCAAGCUUUUUUUGAAGGUCUCCGAGAAGGUCUGUGAUGUACUGAAGACGGAAUUCGGAGCCAGUGACAGUCGUUUCAUCACUUCUGGCCGGGAAGAUAUCGACGUUCGGAUGCUCGGAGAGGGACGGCCUUUCGUCGUGGAAUUGAGGAACUGCAAAACGACCAAGCCGUUGCAGGGGUGGGGAAGAAACUCGAUAGAAUCAUCCUUUUUUAACUUGUUUCAUUCAAAAGUCGCUAAUUUAUUGUUUUUUUUACACUUCUGCAAGGUUUCCUAUGAAGCAAGGUGAAGGGGUCUCUAGAGGAGAACCGCCACAGGCCCCUACGGGGACCACUUGAAAAAUGUUUCUAGACAAUGCUGUCGAAGGGCGGCCCGGGUCAGCCCGUCUCAUAAAAAAAGCUCAUGUUUUAUGUCCCUUUUUUUAUGUUUAAUACCACUAAGCUUUUUUUAAAAAUUAUUUUAUUUUUUUAAUAGGUUUUUGAACUUUGAACCAUACAUCGGCUGGAUCCCACCCCCACCUUUUGCGCGCGGAAAAAAAUUUGAGAAUGUACUGAAGUAAGCUGCACUUUUCGGGGGGUAGGCCCACUUUUUUUGGGGGUGGGAUUCAGCCGAAGUAUGCUUUGAACUCUGAGCAUUUUUUUGAGAAUAUGGAAUAAUAUGAAGGCUGAAAAAAAUUAGAUUUUUUUAAAAACUUUUUGUUUUUGGUUCUAGGCAUUUUUUCUUUGUUAGUGUCGAUUUUAAAAAAAUCCAUUGAAGAAGUUUUUUCUCCGUAUUUUCUCUUCAGUUAAAAAAAUUUUGUUGAACUGAGCACUCUUAAAAAAAUACUAAAUAGUGUUGGAGAAUUGAAAAAAAUAGCUUAUUUCAAACUUUUUCGAUUUUGUGCCCCCUUUUUUUGUUGGGAUUGAUUGAAAAAUAUCAUUGAACUCGCUUUUUUUAAAAAAAUUAAAUUUCAAGUAAAAUAUUUUAAAAAAAUCAAAUAUAUUAUUUGAAGAGAGUACUCUCAAUUGAAGCUUGAAAACUUGGAAAAAUGAUUUUUUGUUGACCCAGCGAAUUUUUAAAUUUCUCUUUCCAUUUUGCUUCCAAUUCAACCUAGAAAUGAGAAAAACAGGUUUCCGAUACAUGACCGGUUCUGUUACGUUUCAAUGGAUUUACAAGUUGCAAUAAAUCUGAUAAAUGAUUGACUUUCGGAAAUUUUUGUUGACGAUGAAAAAAAAAAUUUCUUUUUGUAGAACCCGAUACUUGGAGACGUUGCCGAUUGUGGAAGCGAAAAUCAACGGUCAAUUGGACAUCAAAGUGAAAUAUUUGACGAGGGUUCAAAGGGAUGUCGCCGAGAAGCUGAGCGUCGGCGAGGAAGGUUCAGAAAUCCCCUAAUUAAAGACCUAUAGCCGAUUCACAGCUAGCUUGGGACGCAAAAAGGCGUGACCUGUCUGCGCUCUCCACUAACCAUGCACUAUUUUCUUGUCAGAACCCUUUUUUCGAUGCCUCAAGCCAGCCCUGAAUCAGCUAUAUUGAUAACGAAAUUAUGAUUAAAAAAAUUAAAUUUAAAGUUAUUUUUUUAUUACACGGAAGGUCAUUUUACUUCAUAAUUUGUUGGAAGUUUGCUCAAACGCCUUCUGAAAGCUCAGAUAAGAAUCUCACACGGGGGGUGGGUUGAGAAUUUGAUAAAACUUGGUAUAUAGGUACUCUAGGACACCCUGAUGGGCAUAAAAUGGUAAAUUUCCAAAUUUUGAGCUGUUAUUUCACUCCAUCAUCAAAACUUCCUCAUUUUCCAAAUAAAAAAAUUGGCAAAAAUAGUUUCGCCGAAAAGGGACCGAACCUGCAUCAUAGUUUUCUCAACGCAAGGCCGCUAGCCACUUCACCACGCCACCUCCUGGCUGUGAAGGUUAACCGCCGCGCUAUAUUCCCUCCUUCCAUUCAAUGCAUUUUUCGCGUGCAAACUUCUAGAUGUCAUAACUCGACUAGAACACAAGAGGCGCACUUUUUUUCAACUUUAUUGGAAUCAGGGUGUUCGGAAGUACCUAUAUACCAAGUUUUAUCAAAUUCUCAAUCCACCACCUUUUGCACUCCCCGUGUCACGUCAGUCGUUUCCUGGUCCAACUUGUAGUUUUCACGAUAAUUAUUUUCAAAGCUCGAAAAGUUAGGCUUAAGCCUUUUUUAUACCGAAAUUUGUGCAAGUAGUACUAAGUAGACAGAAAAAUUUUUCACAAAAAGAGAAAAAAAUUUUUUUUUCCAAUUUUAAUAAAAACAUGAUGCCAUUUUUCUAGUUUGUAAAGUGAAAUUAAUUUAUUUGUGAAAAAAAUUCAUGAAUUUUUUUGAAAUCGAUUUUUUUCCAAGCAAGGGGAUUAUAGAUAUGUAAGCGUUCUUUAAAUCUUGGUUUAAAAAUAAAAUUAUAGUUUGAAAAAAAGUUUUAAAAAUUAGAAAAAAAGAGGAGAAUUUUUGUCAUAAGUUUGACGGAAAUUUUCUUGAAAAAUCCAACUUUAUUAAGAAAAAUUCAGUGAAAGACUUUUUUUAAAUCACAAAAAUAGUAAGAAAAUCUCGACAGUUAUCGAAUGAAAAAAAAUUGAAAAUGAAUAAAAUUUGCAGUUUUUUAUAUGAAUUUGGAAUACAUUUAGGUGAUUCAAGGUUUUUUUUAACUUAAAAGUUCGAUUUUAAUAGAAAAUUUGAAAAGAAAAAAUCAUAUUUCCUAUGAGUUUAUUGACCGUUUUUAGAAGGAAAAGUUGAAAAUAAUCACGAAUUUUUAUAAAAUUUUUUUGUUUCAGAAAAGCGGAAACAAUACACGGCCUACUGCUACAGUUCCCUGCCGUUGGCUCCAGAAUCCUUCGAAAAAGCUUUCGCGGCGAUUCCCGUCGAAGUAAUCAACUCUCAGCAUUGCUCAUGUUUGCCUAGGUUAUUCAAAAAACGCCGAUCCGGGUCCUGAAACGAAGAUCUUUGCUCGACCGCCCGAGAUCCGUCUACACCAUGGAGUUCCUUCCCUUGGAUAAGCAUCACUUUUUGACGAGGUAUGGGGGAAUUAGAGGCUUUGGUCGCAUUUGGAUUGGCUCGCUUCAAGGCGCGCCCGACCUGAAACUACUUGUUGACUAGUGACUUUGAGAAUUGUUGAAAGAAGUCCUGGUUUCCUCGUGUUCCUCAACCUAUCCAAGUUAUCGUUUUGUCACAACUUGAGAUCCCACGGCCGCAAUUGGAAUGGCUUGAAGCGCGCCCGACUUGAAAUUACUUGUCGAUUAGGCACUUCGAAAAAAGGCCCAAAAACUCCUUUUUUUCGAAUUUUCUAAACCUUGUUCGUUUUUCGUGUUUGAGAGCCCAUGACCGCAUUUGGAAUGGUUCGCUUCGAAGCGCGUCCGACCUGAAACUACUUGUUGACUAGUCACUAUGAGAAAUUUUAAGAAAAGUCCUUGUUUUUUCGUGUUCCUUAAUCUAUUCAAAUUAUCGUUUUUCACAACUCUAGAUCCUAUGACCGCAUUUGGAAUGGCUGGAAGCGCGUCCGACCUGAAACUACUUGUUGAACUUUGAGGAAUCUUUAAAGUAGAUCUCACUUUUUCCCAAAAUUUCUGUACCAUUCUUAAUUAUCGAACUUUCUCAAAUUUUUAGCACAAGGUCGCAUUUGGAAUGGUUCGGCGCAUUGCGGCUGCGAGGCGGUUUUUUUGAAAUUCACUCUAGAGAUCUCUGCGCCUCCAUUUUUCACAUACUCUCUCGUUAAUGGAGCCUGCGGGGAGUGAGUUAUAGCUGCAGCCGACUUGAAGUGACUUUCGCGUGAAGAAAAGUUUGAAAUGAAAAAAACUUCGAUUGAAAAGUUUUCCAACGAUAUUUCUUAUUCGAACCGCGACGCUUUGAGCCAUUCCAAGUGCGGCCACGUCUUUUAAUUUUCAGUAAAUUCAUCAUUUUCUCAUUUUAGAUUCCAAUUUGAACAUCUUCUACAAUAAAAAAACAAGUUUCCCGGUUUCAGAGUAGAAACCCAAGCUGGAACCUACAUCAAAGAGUUUGUCCAUGGCGAUUUUGGAAGGACCCGGCCUUCUUUGGCUGACUUGCUUGGCGUCGAGCAGGGAGAGGUCGGGCGCAAAAAUCAUCCUUCAAAAAUAAAAUGUCUCAGGUCGACAUUUUGGAAUUGGACGUGGAGAAGGUCGACCAUCCGUGGCCGCCGAAAUAUGAAAAACCCGUUCAUUUUAGAUGA
Caenorhabditis auriculariae is the source of this 9959-nucleotide messenger RNA. Lineage: Eukaryota; Metazoa; Nematoda; Chromadorea; Rhabditida; Rhabditidae. The record is from the annotation of a GenBank genome assembly.